AUGAAAUUUGGUCGUGUGAAACGAUCAAAGGGAAAACCGUGUGAUGCGGAGGAAGAUGACCUAGAUCAAGAUCCAUUUUGGGGCCAACAAUGGACAGAUAAUUUUAAUCACAGUUUUUCUGCUCAAAAACCAGUGUCUCCAUGCAACUGGUAUGGUGUUUCGUGCGAUGAAACCGGCAGCAUAAAUAGAUUGAACUUAUCCUCGUCCGGUUUAAACGGUACGCUUGAUCACUUUUCCUUCUCUUCGUUCCCAAAUCUUGCGUAUUUCGAACUAACUGUAAACAACUUUUCUGGGAUUAUCCCAUCUGAAAUCCGCCACCUAUCAAAACUUGCUUAUCUUGAUUUCUCCUAUAAUCAAUUCACCGGAAUAAUCCCACCCGAGAUUGGCGAGUUGACGAAACUUACCACCCUUCAUUUGAUUAGUAAUCAGUUGAAUGGUUCUAUUCCGCUAGCUGUAUGUCAUAUGAGAUUACUUUCUGGGCUUUCGUUGGCUAAUAAUCAGUUGAAUGGUGCAAUUCCUACCUGUUUUGGUAACUUAUUGAAUUUGCAUUAUCUCUAUCUGGACCGUAACUAUAUAUCUGGUUCAAUUCCUACUUCUUUUGGUCAGUUGUCGGAUUUGCGUCAUCUGUUCCUUUAUUUUAACAAUAUUUCUGGUUCAAUUCCUCAUGAAUUGGGGAAUCUUUACCAUCUAAAGGAACUUUAUAUAAACAAUAACUAUCUGACUGGAUCUAUCCCAGAAACUUUGGUCAAUCUAAAGAAUCUAACCGACUUAACUCUAUACGAGAAUCAGUUAAAUGGAUCAAUCCCAAGAGAAAUAGGUAACUUGACUUCACUUAUAUGGCUAGAGCUACAAUUGAACAAUCUCACUGGUCCCAUCCCUGCCUCUCUAGGUCAACUCAAAUCCCUUCUUCACAUUAGUCUCUACUCUAACCAACUUUCUGGUCCCAUCCCCCAAGAGUUAGGAAACUUGACAUCCCUUUCCACUCUGCAUUUAGCAUUCAAUAAACUCAACGGUUCCAUUCCAAGUUCAUUUGGUAAUCUACAAGCUCUAGAACAAUUGUCUCUUCAAAAUAACAAACUUUCUGGAUCUAUCCCACCGGAGUUAGGAAACCUGAAGUUGGUUGAAAUUGAAAUGACCAACAAUAGGUUUUCUGGAAGUUUGCCUGAUGAAAUCUGCAACGGAAGGAAGCUUGAAAAGCUUCUUGUUGGAUAUAAUAAACUAACGGGUCGAAUUCCAAAAAGCUUGUACAACUGCUUGAGCUUGAUCCGAGUCCGGUUUGACGGAAACCAGAUAAGCGGAGAUUUUUCCAAGAGCUUUGGUGUCUAUCCUUACCUCAGUUACAUCAAUCUCAACGAUAACAAGGUUUACGGGGGUAUCUCUGACAACUGGAGUAAGUGCCGAAACUUAACCACGAUACAGAUGGGAGGGAAUAGAAUCCAAGGUAGCAUACCUGAUUCCAUGGGAAACAUGAUUCAGUUGGUAGUUCUUAAUCUUUCUUCCAAUGAUUUGGUUGGAGAUAUACCUAAAGAAUUCGGAAUGCUGACUCGUAUAGAGAAGCUUAUAUUAAGCAAUAAUAGACUUUCUGGCAUCGUGCCACAAGAGCUAGGAUCACUAGCUCAACUCUUGAUUCUUGAUAUCUCCAUGAAUAAGUUGAAUGGGUCCAUUCCAUCUUCCAUGGGGCAGUGCUCGAAACUCUUUUUCUUAAACUUGAGCAAUAAUGGAUUUGCACGCGAAAUCCCAGUCCAAUUAGGUGGAUUGAUUCAGUUGUCUGUUCUUGAUUUAAGUCAUAACGAGCUUACCGGGUAUAUACCUAAGACUUUUGAAUCAAUGAAUUCGUUGUUGAACAUUGAUCUUUCAUAUAAUCACUUACGAGGACCCCUCCCCAAAAGCAAAGUCUUUAUGAAUCUUUCAAUAGAAGCAUUGCAAGGGAAUAAAGAUUUGUGCGGAAAUGUUAGCGGGUUGAAACAAUGUGCAUCAGAAAGCCGGGCGCCAACUAGGAAACGCAAACUCGUACUAGUGAUUUCCCUUCCACUUCUUGGAGCCCUUCUACUUGGCGUUCUGAUGGGAAUGUUCACCUUCUAUUGUCACAGAUCAAAGAGUCUGCCAUUGACGCAGCUUGUGAACCGACAUAAACAUGGGACAAAUUUCUUUUCAGUUUCGACAUUCAAUGGAAGAGAGACAUACAAAGAAAUUCUAAAACAAACCGAGGAGUUUAACGAAGCAUAUUGCAUCGGAAUGGGAGGAUGUGGAUGUGUGUACAAAGUGAAAUUGUCCUCAGGAAAUACAGUUGCUGUAAAAAGACUUCACUCGUCUUCUGAGGUGAUCAAUCACAAUGAUUUCCUUAACGAGAUUACGGCAUUGACAAGAAUACGACAUAGAAACAUCGUCAAACUACUUGGCUACUGUUCACAUUCUCAAAUCUCAUUUUUGGUUUAUGAGUAUCUCGAAGGGGGUAGUCUAGCUGAUAUUCUGAGCCAUGAAACUGCUCAAACUUUGGACUGGAUGAAGAGGGUGAACAUUAUCAAAGGUGUUGCAUACGCUUUAUCCUAUAUGCAUCACGAUUGUUCACCGGCUAUCAUUCAUCGUGACAUAUCAAGCAAAAAUAUUUUGCUUGAUUCAGAGUACGAAGCUUGUGUUUCGGAUUUUGGUACAUCCAAAAUUUUGAACCCAAACUCUUCCCACUGGAGUAACAUUGCAGGAACAUUUGGAUACCUCGCACCAGGUAAUGCAUUUUCCAGUCGUUCAUAUAUUUAGUUAGAACAGAUUUCAUCAUGUCAUUAAUUUUGCAGAACUCUCUUACAUGAUGAAGGUAACCGAGAAGUG
Molecule: messenger RNA, 2823 nt
Organism: Helianthus annuus (common sunflower)
Lineage: Eukaryota; Viridiplantae; Streptophyta; Magnoliopsida; Asterales; Asteraceae
Product: MDIS1-interacting receptor like kinase 2
Exons: 2
Coding region: 1-2754 (917 amino acids)
Biological process (GO): protein phosphorylation
Molecular function (GO): ATP binding; protein kinase activity; protein binding
Source: RefSeq, a predicted model, not a curated record